AUGUCCGACCAACACUCUGCCUCUGAUUCAGAGUCUAACAAACAACCUCCAGCAAAUGAAGAAGAAGUUACUGUUCUGCAGUCUUACCUCGAACAAUGGCUCUCUGCUAAUCCAUUGGAGCGAAAGAAUAUCUUGAGAGCAGCUACAAUGGAAGCCCGGACAAAAGCACCUGUGAUGUCAAUCGUGCUGUCCAAGGCUCGCAAAGCGACAUACGACACAUGGUUCUGCAACAAUGCGAAGGCCAAGAAACCGGGAAAACCCCCCAUCAAGAUGGGGCAGAAAUGGACUGAGAGAAGUGUCAUAGACACACUCCGGAAGAAGGAGCUCUUGAAGAAAAUCGAGGACGAGACCGGGGCCAAACCCGGAACGAAAGAGAUGAUGAACCAUUACACGGUCCACCUAAACCAGCUGAUGGCAUCACUUUCACCGGAAGACCUUGAAGAAGCCCAAGAGACAGCCAAUGACUGGAAUACUCGGGGUGUUCCAGACGAUGUCAAAGAUGGGGAGAGCAAGGUCCAGGUGGCCGGGUUUGUUUUCCGACCACUGGGAUCCACAACUUCUCACCCCGCAGACAGACAUGACUAUAACCAAGAGUUCGGUGGUGCCGCGUCGUUCAUGAAGAGUUACAACUGGAAAGUGAUUGAGCCAGAAUGGGACGCAUAUGCCGCCAGUGUAUUUGAGGGCGAUGUGGACGAGAAUCCGGUUGCUCGGAAGAAAGGCAGACAGGACAACACUUAUACCCUUGAUGUCGGAGAUGAUGGCUAUCCCGUCGUCCCUGCAUAUGGCUCCAUGGAUUUAGAUACGAAGAAGGCCGUCGUCCGGGCAUUUUUGACUUGGCAUUACAGGAAGUGUUGUGGGGACCCCAAAGUCUCUGUGCUGUGGAAGUAUGUGAUACACAGGUACAACAAGAUUAUUCCCGGACAAUAUCUUCCAGAAGGUCACAAUCUCGCUGAGCCAUCAAAGCUAAGACAGAUCCACGCCACAGAGCUGUUACAAUUUUGGCAUGACAGGCAGGAGGAAGGGGAACAGCAUGUCUUUGAAUUCGUAGGAUGGUGGGAUAAUGAUAGUCAAGACAUUGUCCUUGCAGCCGACCAAGAUGAGCGGGUCACAAGCCGGGCGCAGCCAACCCUCUGGACUAAGAAGACAUCAGGGUCAAAGUCAAACAAGUCCGGUCAUCCGCGCCAACCUACAGUGAAAAAAUCAUCUUCUGGUAACAAGGUGAAGGACGGGGAGCCUGCUGCUGCAGCUUGUUCUGGAGUGAAGACAAUAAAGAGCGCAUCUGCUUCAACUCUCCGAAAACAGGGUGGGGGAUUGAAGAACAAACCCAUGUCAUCCAACGAGGAUAGUCACUACACCGGGAAACCGAGCGAUGAAUCUUCCGAUGAACCAUCCGAUGACUCGGAGGAUGAUACGCCACCUCCCCGGAAAGGAAGGCUAUCGGAAAUUAGGAACAAGUGUACCGGGUCACAUACGCACCGCUCCCGAGCAUCUCUCAAGAGUCAAGAUGACUCUAACUGUGAGGUUGAACUGGAUAUCGCUUGCAAAGCAGUUGUGCCUUCGGACAAACAUGCCCGGAAGGAUAUGGGUGCACACAUCAGAGCCCGGGCGGCUGAUAUCAGCUUGACAGACAGGAGGGUCCAACGUGACAAGGGUGAUGUGAAGCAGACCGCAAAGGUCACCGCACGCGAGCGCUCCAAGUCCAGCAUGGCACAAACCAUCACCCACCCUAUUCGCAUGGUUGGCCCGGCUUCCUGGGCUGGUGGCAGUGCACCCGGUAACCAGGCUCGUGGCGAUUGCGAAGAUUCUGUAUCAACAGGAACAGGGAUGCUAUCAAUCCCCAUAGCACGCCAUUUGGCUCAUGACGGACAUACGAGGAAGGAAGGAAGGAAACGUGCAGCCGAAGAAACGUUGGAGGGGCCACCUGCGAAGCGGUCAAGAAGCAGAGCAAUCAUAAAAACGGCCAUUGAGAAUGUCAACAAGCCCGCGGACAAGAAACUGAAGAAACGGGUCACUGAUGAAUGCAUGGAUGGCUCUCCUUCAAAACGCACCCAGAGCAAAACCUCCAAUCUCAUUCCCGCGAAACAUUCCCGGAAGCCAAACUCCCAAUAUGCUGCCGACUAUGUCAAAUCUUGA
Molecule: messenger RNA, 2133 nt
Organism: Suillus fuscotomentosus
Lineage: Eukaryota; Fungi; Basidiomycota; Agaricomycetes; Boletales; Suillaceae
Exons: 5
Coding region: 1-2133 (710 amino acids)
Source: RefSeq, a predicted model, not a curated record